AUGUGCUGUGCCAUGCCAUCCUUUAAUUUUAAUUUAAUAAUAAUUUACUAUUUUAAUAAGUUUCUCUACUGCCCUCUGCUGAUAGUGAAUCCUACUUCCAGAGUGGCACUGUGCAAUAAUAGAUACAUAUCGGUAGCAUCAGCCAUUAAAAUAAGUGACCCAUAAUUGCUUCCUAUGGGUUUAUAGAUAAUUACUGCUUUGAUAUAAUGUUUAUAUACACAGAGCUGCUAUACAUUGCAACAGCUCAAAUAACAAAUAAAUGAAAAGAUAGUACAAUUAUCAUAAGCUACUGUUUAACAUAUCGUGUUACAAUCAAAGCAGAUCCUGAACAGAAACAGGUUGGUGUGGCUUUCACACCCAGGCUGUUAAUUCCCUUUUAUUGACUUCAUAAAGUUGUAAUUACUACAGACCUUCAAGCCUCCUGCACUGGCAGAAAAAGCUGCUCGUGGUAACAGCAGGUGAAAACACAGCUGUUAAUGAGAACUAUUUAUCCCAACUGCUUGAUUUGGGGAACCCUGCAAUAACACAAGGAAAACUAAAGGCGUAAAAUAUACUAAUGUAUGGCCUCAACAUUAUACACAAACAUUCUCAUAAAGCUCAAGAGCAACCGGCCCUCGAACAGACAUCUUGGCAGCAAUACAAGUUCUACUGUAUAUAUUUUGCACACAUUCAUGAUCACAGAAAUGCUCACAACGAGCUUUACAUGCUAACACUAACAUCACUGAAUAAAGUCAGAAAGAGUGCUUACAAGGUUUCUAAAAUCAAACCAGGCUGCCCGCUAAGAACUGCAAGGGGCUUUUGUUGCCAGGGAGGUUUAUAAUUAUCCACCAUUUAAAAAAGGAAGCAGCCUCCAGAGGCAGAUCUGCGGACUGGCUGUCGACGACGUCCCUGACCAAGGAGAAAAGAGCUGACGACCUGAGAGAGGAGAAAAGAGACCGAAGCUGAAAAAUGUCGUCUCUUAAGGAGCUCUGCGCCUAUGAAACACCAUCCGUUGCUGAACUGCAGGACUUCCUGUUGGCUGACAGGCACCCCACUGGACAUGUCAACCAAGUGUGGCCCAAUGUGUACAUUGGCAACGAAGUUGCAGCCCGUGACAAGCCACUGCUGUACAGUAUGGGGAUCACCCACAUAGUCAAUGCAGCCAGCGGCCCCCCUCAUGUAAACACCGGACCUCGCUUCUACAGAGACAUGGCUGUAGAUUAUUAUGGGGUGGAGGCCGAUGAUUCCACAGACUUCAUCAUAAGCAUUUUCUUCUACCCAACAGCAAGAUUUAUACAUGCUGCGUUGUCCAAUAAAGGGAAAGUGUUUGUGCAUUGCUUGAUGGGAGCCAGCCGCUCGGCUACGCUCGUCUUGGCCUUUCUUAUGAUCUGCGAACAGUUGACCUUAUGGGAGGCAGCACGAGUUGUUCGCCAACACAGAGACAUUUGCCCCAACCCUGGCUUCCUCAAUCAGCUCCGUCACCUCGACAUGAGCCUCGUGCGAGAAAGGAAGAGGAAGCUUGAAGCUUUCAAGCUAUGAAAAAAAAAUCGACAAUUCAACAAUCUGACAAAAUCUAUUUCAAAAGUAUGUACCCUCCAGCUUUCAGGCCUCAUGUUUUGAUCCAUGGCAACAACUCAUUUACUCAUUUACCAAUAUUCCUUUCAUGACGGUAGCAAAGUGGAUAUAGGAGGGACAAUUGAAGCCUUUGCCCAUAAAUAGUUAUUAACUUCCAAAGACUGCAGGGUUGCAAAAUAAAUGGCAGGUUUGUUUUAAUUCCUUCCAGAUGGCACGUGCUUUGAACUUGUUCCAAAAGGAGCCUAUGAGCCUGUGUUGUUUUUUUUUAAACUCUUGUGAAAUGAGAUGGUUGUGGCCUGCGUUUUAUCGUAUGAAGGUGGAACAGGAGAAACAUGCAUGGCUGGAUGUCUUGAAGUUCUGAUCCCCUGCAGAGACUCUCUAAUGGGUAUCAUAUGCUCUAAUAUGUUUAUAGGUUCCACACAAAACAAUGUGAUCUGAGCCAUUGAUUUUAGCUAUGUACUGGGUAAAAAAAAAAAAAGCUUGCUGUCUGAAUGAAUGCAUUAAUAAAAUAGAUUAUAUACAUU
Molecule: messenger RNA, 2078 nt
Organism: Pangasianodon hypophthalmus (striped catfish)
Lineage: Eukaryota; Metazoa; Chordata; Actinopteri; Siluriformes; Pangasiidae
Gene: dusp13a
Product: dual specificity phosphatase 13a
Exons: 4
Coding region: 949-1518 (189 amino acids)
Biological process (GO): negative regulation of MAPK cascade; protein dephosphorylation
Cellular component (GO): cytoplasm
Molecular function (GO): MAP kinase phosphatase activity; protein tyrosine/serine/threonine phosphatase activity
Source: RefSeq, a predicted model, not a curated record